AUGGACGUGGACGUGGACGUGGAGAACUUGGACGUGGACAUGGACGUGGACGUGGACGUGGACGAAGACAUGGUCGUGGAUGUGGACGUGGACGUGGACGUGGACAUGGACUUAGACGUGGACGUGGACGUGGACGUAGACGUGGACGUGGUCGUGGACGUGGACGUGGACGUGGACAUGGACGUGGACGUGGACGUGGACGUGGACGUGGACAUGGACGUGGACGUGGACGUGGACAUGGACGUGGACGUGGACGUAGACAAGGACGUGGACUUGGACAUGGACGUGGACGCUCGCAAGCUCUUGGACCAGGGAGGCUCGUGGACCACGCAAGCUCCUGGACCAGGCAAGCUCCUCGACCAGGCAAGCUCCUUGACUAGGCAAGCUCCUGAACCAGGAUAG
Molecule: messenger RNA, 402 nt
Organism: Closterium sp. NIES-65
Lineage: Eukaryota; Viridiplantae; Streptophyta; Zygnematophyceae; Desmidiales; Closteriaceae
Source: the annotation of a GenBank genome assembly